Gadus chalcogrammus (walleye pollock) is the source of this 780-nucleotide messenger RNA. RefSeq names its product transmembrane O-methyltransferase homolog. The transcript is spliced from 4 exons. The record is from RefSeq and is a predicted model, not a curated record. NCBI's taxonomy places the organism in Eukaryota, Metazoa, Chordata, Actinopteri, Gadiformes, Gadidae. Gene Ontology annotation, biological process: dopamine metabolic process; developmental process; catecholamine catabolic process. The coding region runs from base 1 to 780 and encodes 259 amino acids. Gene Ontology annotation, molecular function: catechol O-methyltransferase activity.
AUGGUGUCCCCUGCCAUUGCUCUGGCCUUCCUCCCGCUCCUGUUGACGCUGCUCAUCCGCUACCGCUUUUACUUUGUGCUGUUCUACCGCGCGGUGCUGCUGAGGGUGUGGAGGGACUGCAGGACGGGCCUGAGCCGCGAGGAGCGGUGCUUCCAGUAUGUGUUGACCAAUGCCACCCCCGGUGACCCCGAGAGCAUCCUGGAUGGCUUCGACUCCUGGUGCACCAAGAAGGAGUUCAUCAGCCACAUAGGGCCCAAGAAAGGGAAGAUCUUGGACCGCCUGCUGUCGGAGCACAGCCCCCUGACGGUGCUGGAGUUGGGGGCUCACUGUGGCUAUAGCACGGUGCGCAUAGCACGGGCCCUCCCCCUGGGAGCCAGGCUCUUCAGCGUGGAAAUGGACCAGAAAAACGCUGCCAUUGCAGAGAAGGUCAUACGCCUAGCUGGAUUUGAUGAAGCUCUAGUUGAGUUAAUCGUCUGUCCGUCUGACGAGGUUAUCCCUCGACUGAGGGCGGAUUUUGACCUGGAAAAGUUGGACUUUGUCUUCAUGGACCACUGGAAGAAAUGCUAUCUACCUGAUCUGCAGAUGUUGGAGGGCUCUGGUCUGCUGGGGAAAGGGUCCAUGAUCCUGGCCGACAAUGUGCUCUUCCCCGGGGCUCCCAACUUCCUCCGCUACAUCCGCCGGUGUGGGCUCUAUGAGUGGCGGGUCCAUCGGGCCACGCUGGAGUACAGCAAGGGCAUCCGCGACGGCAUGGCGGAGCUUGUCUACCAAGGAACCAAGUAG